Messenger RNA from Branchiostoma floridae (Florida lancelet), 4851 nucleotides. RefSeq names its product polycystic kidney disease protein 1-like 2. The coding region runs from base 1 to 4386 and encodes 1461 amino acids. The transcript has 15 exons. The record is from RefSeq and is a predicted model, not a curated record. Gene Ontology annotation, biological process: detection of mechanical stimulus. NCBI's taxonomy places the organism in Eukaryota, Metazoa, Chordata, Leptocardii, Amphioxiformes, Branchiostomatidae. Gene Ontology annotation, molecular function: calcium ion binding; protein binding; calcium channel activity. Gene Ontology annotation, cellular component: membrane.
AUGAAAACUCUGAGUGGCGAUGAUGACGCAGAGAAGACAGAAGCGACAAUGUUCAUCUCGGGAGAGCAUGAGCCUGUAGAGUACCACAUCAUGGUCCAAGUGAUUGGACAAGUGACCGAGUGUGACAUUGAGGAAGGAGCUGACAAGAAGGAGUCACGCACUAACGACGUCUACGCCUACCGGAUCCAGUGGGCCCGUCUGAGCUGCGUCUACUGGAGCGAGGCACAGGAAGACUGGAGGACUGACGGCUGCGCGAUAAGCGAGCAGUCCACCAUUGCCAGCACCAUCUGUCACUGCAACCAUCUGACGGUCUUCGGACGUGACUUCGUCACACCGCCGAACACCUUGUACUUCUUGGCGUUGGAAUUCAGCGGUUUAAGGGACAACGGUGCGAUUGUUGCAACCAUCAUUGUGGCGCUCUGUCUGUACUCGUUCACAGCAGUCGUGAUCAAAUUUGCUGAGCGUGUACGGAAAAAGAAGUUAAAUCACGCUGUAAAGUUGGACGACCUUCAGAACGGCUACCGGUACCGCCUGAUCAUCUGGACAGGUGCAGCUAGGCAUGCUGGGACAGAGUCCACCGUUACCUUCAAACUAUUCGGCGAUGCAGCAAACUCCGAUGUGAGAGUGGUCGACACCGAAGAGAAGGUUUUUACCCAAGAUAGCCAGGUGACUCUGAUCUUCAGCACAGCAGAACAGCUGGGUAACGUGGAGCAGCUGCAGCUCAUGCACGACAACAGUGGGGAGGGGAGCCGUGCAUCGUGGCACGUGGAGAGAGCAGCAGUGGAGGAUCUCGCCACAGGCAAACUGUCCUAUUUCGUCUGCGGCGAGUGGCUGGCAGCCGACCGCGGGGACGGGCAGGUGGUGAAGACCUUUCCUGUUGCCUCUGAGCAGGACCUGCGAUCCAUGGGGUUCCUGUUCCCGGCAAGUCUGCGGAGCAAUCUGGAAGAGGAGCACCUCUUCCUGUCCAUCGCUAUCAUGCCUGAAGAUAGCACGUUCACCCGCAGCCAGAGGCUUGGCUGCUGCCUGAGUCUCCUCCUCUUGUCCAUGGUGUCUAGCGCCAUGUGGGUAAGGGACGAAAUAAAAACCCAGGUUGUGCAGAGCUUCAGCCUCGGGCCGUUCUCCUUCACCCUGAAUGUCGUCUACACGGGAAUCAUGGCCAGCCUCACCUGCCUUCCCGUCAUCAUGGCCAUAGUCUUGCUGUUCCAGUACAGCCGACCCAGCAACAAAGGCAACCCCCGGGUCCGAGACGUGGAGGCGGGUGUUUCAGCUGAGGCACCCACUCAGCAAGAACCAGCCAAGGGCCUGCCGCACUGGUGCAAGUACGUGGCCUGGGUGCUGGUGCUGCUGUCUGCCGUGGGGUCAGCUGUCUUCACCGUGCUGUACAGUGUGGAAUGGGGCAAGGACAAGUCCGAGAGGUGGCUGUCUGGGUACUUCAUCGCUUUUUGGGCGGACUUCUUCGUCAUGCAACCAGGAAAGAUAUUUCUCCUCACCAUCGUGACUUCCUUUGUUGGCAAGACGCAAGCCGUCAAGAAGAUUUUUAAAAAGAAGCAGGGCACCGCUUUGAUUAAAGCCAGUGUGGUGUCUUCACAAAAGGAGGCAGGCUUCAACUGCAAUGCAUUUCGCAUGAGGAGGAAGAUGGAGCGACUUUCAUUGAGGUCCCUUGCCAACAUCAAACAAGCGAGAAUGAUGCAGCGCAGGGACAGUAGAUUUGGGGAAACCGUGUGGGACAUCGCGUGGUUCUGCUGUUUCCUCCUGCUCGUGCUCAGCAUCGUCAACGAGUACAACAACACCACAGAGAGUUUCCAUCAGACACUGAGCACAACCAACACCUUCCUGCAGUCUGUGGACGACGUUAAUGAUCAUCUCACCUUCUGGUCUUGGCUGGAUGAGACCGCUCUGCAGAGCUUCUACGUGGAGACGUCCUACAAUGACGACAAGCCCCGCUGGUCUGAGAAGGGCUUCACAACAGACAUGCAGUCGGUCCUGGUCUACCCACCAAGCCUGAUCCAAGGCCGAGUAAAGCCAGGGCUGUGCGAGGUGCCUGUGACAAUGCAGCACGUGUUUGACGAAUGUUAUUUAGCGUAUGGUGAACAGAACAAGGAGACCGGGGCGUUUGAGGAGGGAUGGAAAAGGGUCAGGAAUACGUCAGCGAUGGAAUCAGCGGCCCCUGGAUGGAUCCACCUCCCCAGCGGCUACCCUAGCCUCCCCAUCUACGGUGUGACGACGCACUACUGGGGAGACGGCUUCGGUCUGCACCUGGGAAAAUCAGCAGACGAGAUGCGCAGCAUCCUAGCAGACCUGAAGGCAAACCGUUGGGUCGACCAGCGCACGAGGGUCAUCUUCUUGGAAGCGAUACUCCACAACGGAAACGUGGAUCUGUUCACAUCGCUGACGGUGGUGUUCGAAUUCUCCGAGACGGCCGGAGUUUUCUCCCGUCACCACGUGCAGACCUUCCGACUUCAUCAACGGCCGGGGACGAUCGGAUACAUCUACAUCGUCCUGGAAAUCAUUUACAUCAUCAUUCUCCUCUACACGCUGUGGGGAGAGGCAAAAAAAGCACGCGCAACCGGCUGGGCCUACCUGAAGGGGCCGUGGAAUAUUGUUGAAAUCUUCAACUUCUUCUUGGCAUUCACGGUCAUUGGCUUGUAUGGCUUCAAGAUAUACAACAGCUCCAGGGCUCUGGCGGCGAUCAAGGAAGGGAAAGAUGAAGUCCAUCAUUUCCGAUCGGCGAUGAACAUUAGUCUGGUUUACGGCUGGUUCCUGGCCUUCUUAGCGUUUGUCAACAUGAUGAAGCUCCUGCAUCUGCUGAGGUUCAACCCGUUCAUCGCCAAGCUGAUGUCCGUGUUCCGAGGGAUGGCGUGGGAGUUCUCUUCCUUCUCUGCCUACUUGUUCCUCUGCAUGUCAGCAUUCUGCAUCUUCGGAUAUCUCAAGUUUGGCCUUGUUGUGACAGAGUACAGCACCAUCAGCAAGUCCUUCUCCACAUUGUUCCAGAUGUCCCUGGGAAUCUUCUACUACGGUCAGCUGCGGGAGGCAGCCCCCAUCCUGGGCCCCAUCUACUUCUUUGCUUUCAUUUGCAUCAUCUUCCUGGUGCUGAUGAACAUCGCCGUUGCGAUCAUCAACAGCGCACUUCCGGACGUGCGGAACCACGUCAUGCCUGAACAGGACCGGUACUUCAUCCAGGGGCUGUGGGAACGCUUCACGGCCUUCUUUGGCUUCUGGAAAGCACCAGCCGCAGAUGACGACGCAAUGGACAUUCUACAUGACAGCCUGAUAGAUGUAGAGAUUAAAGUGGAGAGACUAUGGCUGAGGAGACAGUCGCUCUUCAACCUCAAUAUGAAGGAAAUGGACCUCCCGGCAGAGCCUGAGUUUGUGCCGACUGUCAGAGAUGUUCCAGAUGCUGCAGCAGUGGAACGUGAUGGUCGCCACUGUGUCAUCACGGUCCGCCCUGCCUCCCCGAACAACUGCACAGACAGCGGCAGUCCAGCGACCUGCUCCGAGAGCAAGGCUCUAGUGGUGGUGACAUCAAGGUCCUUGUCAAAGGAGGAGGACACCCCAGAAAGCCGCCAAACCAACCAAGUCAGACAGAUAAAGUCUGUUCUAUCCAAAGGGAGGGAAAGUGGCAAGAAGACAACCAGGAGAGUUCGUUUUGCCCAAGUUGUUCAUGUUCGUCACAGCGGAGAGCAUAAGAUGGAGUGGCCAAGUGUCAAGUUGAGCACUCAUGACAAGGUGGCUCUGACAUUUGGCGAGAUGCUGACAGACGACCACAUCCAGGCUGCCCAGAUGCUGCUUCGCCGCCAGUACCCGGCACUCCAAGGGCUGGAGGGGCCUGCAGUUGGUCUGUGUGAGGACGGGUUUGCCAAGAUGACAGGAAAUGGGCUACAAAUCCACCACAACGGCAGCCAGCACUGGGUCCUAUCAUCUUGUACAGACGGACAGGUGCGCCUGUAUGACAGCCUCGGCGUCGCCAUGACUCCAUCUCUGCAGAUUCAGCUUUACCAGUCCUACGCCGCGUUUGCUGACCAAGCGAGGAACGUCCUGACUGUCAUCUCACCGGACGUACAGCGUCAGGGGAACGUCUUUGAUUGUGGUCUGUUCGCCAUUGCCUGGGCAGUGGAUAUCGCAGAGGGGCAAGACGUGAGCAGGGUUGCGUAUGACGACAGGAAGAUGAGGAGCCAUUUGGAGACGUGCUUCAAACAAGGGAAACUCACACCGUUUCCACGUCAGAUCAGCUGCAGGAAGGUCGGUCUAACCAAGGCACACCAAAUCUCGCUGGUCUGCCACUGUGAGCAGGGUGAACGUCUGGAUUGGAUGAAGAGGUGCAAGGAAUGCCGCAGGAUCUUUCACGUCAACUGCCUGCCAGUCAGCCCUCCCAAGGAUGGCACAUGAGCAUGUGGCUACUGUGGUGUUUAGGAAAAAAAACUGUUCUGCAGCGCAAAAAUGACUGCACUGAUUAAAUUUUGAAUUAAGGAAAACUGUUUAUUAUUCUGAUUGAAGUAAGGAACAAAAGGAUGGAAACACGGUGUGGUCAUUUCCGGUAUAACGUUACACUGAUCCCACCGCCAUUACUGAUACUUUUUGUGUGUUUUCGUGCGUGUAAUAUCAGCGAUUUAGUCUAGGGUCUAUGAUGUGUCUACUUCUGUCAUCAGUAAGUGGACAGGUUUGAAAAGACUUUAAGUUUUACCUUAUUUUAUAGAUACUAAAUGUACUUUUAUUACCAUGUUGAAUGUGUGCUUUGUAUUUGAAAUAUUUUCAAAAAGCAAGAACUUUUAGGACUUGGUGUUUAUUUUAAAAUACAAAGGUAGAUUUUUGACUGUCAAAAAUGUAAAUUUUAAAUAACUCGUACUGAAUAUG